This is a messenger RNA of Saprolegnia parasitica CBS 223.65, 555 nucleotides long. RefSeq lists its product as hypothetical. The transcript has 5 exons. The record is from RefSeq and is a predicted model, not a curated record. The coding region runs from base 37 to 555 and encodes 172 amino acids. Lineage: Eukaryota; Oomycota; Saprolegniomycetes; Saprolegniales; Saprolegniaceae.
UGUUUGUCUGUUUCACGGUUUUGGGAAAUUGCAGACAUGGUGCUCGGGCUCUUCGUCGUCGAUCUUGUCGGCGGCACCCUCGUCCACGCGCGAGCCCUCUCGGCAGCCUUCCACACACAGUAUCCCACGAAAUCCCACAUGAACCAAGCGGCCCUCUUCUUUGCCCUCCACAGCUUUGCAGGAUCGGUCGUCGAGACUUCAUCGCAGCACGACCUUCAAUACUUUGAGACAUCCAACGAACGCUACGUCAUGGAGCCCGUGCCCGCCAAGCAGUGGCUCCUCGUCAUUGUGACGUGGCGCUCGACGCAUGCAGCGAUCGCACGACACAUGGCGACUGUCAUUGGCGCUGGCGAGGCUGUGCCCAUGGACCGCAAGCGCCAAGCCGCGUACUUUUAUGCGUGCACGCUGCAGGCCCUCGAAGCUGCCGUGUCAAGUGCACUCGAAACGAUCUGUGAACGCCACACUGCCGAGCUCGCCCUUGUGGCGUUUGAUAGCAAGAAAACAGCUUUGGAGGUCGAGCUCCUUUUUCUUGGCUCCACUUCCUCUGUUUGCUAG